AUGCCCGACUACCUGCACUCCAUCGCACCUUCCCUCAACACAAAUCGACGACCGGCACUUCGCCCCAUGAGCCAAAUCAACUUCUUCUUUUCUUCUUUCCCCUUUGACUUCCACUCAGAUUAUCGGCUCGCCUACCCAAAACCAUUUAUCGUCGUUAUGGAUUACACACUGCGGUGCAAUCAGCUCAAAUGCCGUGUUGAACUUCGAGAUCGCGCUAUUGUGACAACCUGCAGUCAUAUUUUCUGUAUCCAGUGUGGUGAUACCACCGGAUUCUCACGUUCGGACACUGCCACACGUGCUUGUCUGGCCUGCAGCACGCUACUUGCGAACCAAGAUGAUGUUGUAAUUGCUGAUCUUAAUCCAUCCGAAGAAUAUAAAACUUGUAUCCUCAGUGGCUUAAAUCCGGCAGCCAUUAUGGACUGUGCGAGCAGAGGAUUGUCGUUCUUUAGUUACCAAACCUCGCAAGAGAUCCUCUAUCAAGACCACUUGGCAAAAUCGCUCACGGACAGAUAUUCGACUCUCAACCAGCAGAUGGACCAACUCGUACACGAUGCGAACGCCCAGAUCAAGAUCCUCCAGGACAAGAUACAGAAUUUGCAAAUGGAACGAUCUGAUUUAGAGAAGAAGAAUCAUGAGCUGGGAGAAGCUUUCAGAGAAAAAAGUGUGAAUCAGCAAAAGAUUCAAAAGAUGUAUCAACAGCUCAAAGCACAGGUGAUGGCGACACAGGUUGUAGAUGCUGCCGGUGACGAAGCAGAUCUUGCCAUCUAUAGCACCCGUAAUGAUCGAUUCAUCAACAAGAUUCCCGGGGCCCAGUCUGGCGCAUCUAACCUGCCUCAGCUUGGCACAGCACGUCACAAAGAGGUGGGUAAACAUUACAACAGUGGUGGUAGCGGAAGCUCGGGGGGCAAUGAAGUACAGAGAGGGGAAUUCGGACUGGGGCCCCAAUAUGGGGCCCAUGUUCAGAGUAGAAACGUUGGGGGAACUGUCAAUAACAGAGGCUUACCCGGAACACCAUCUCAGCCACAAACACAUCGUAGUCGAUUGCCUGUGCUGGGUGGUCAGCGUCCCCUGUCAAAUGUCGAAGUUGGAUCUGAUUACCAGGCCCCGCCGUUGUCGCGACAAGUGUUUGGGGGCAACAUCGACCCGCGAGUUACCGGUAACCAAGGUUUCGUAUCUCAGUUAAAAAGACCGAAAGGAGCUGUGAACCUUGGCCCUAUCAGACGGUGA
This is a messenger RNA of Periconia digitata, 1227 nucleotides long. The record is from the annotation of a GenBank genome assembly. Lineage: Eukaryota; Fungi; Ascomycota; Dothideomycetes; Pleosporales; Periconiaceae.